AUGACUAAAACUUGUGAUGGAUGUGCUUGCGGAACUAGUUGUAGCUGUGGAACUGAUUGUAAAUGCGAAAAAACCACCACCGCAAAAGGAAUAUUUUACCUGCCAGAAUCACACGAUUCUUUAAUUAACACUAUAAGAUAUUUUAGUCAUAAACAUGACGAUGACAAUAAAAAUAUGAAUAAUCAAAAUACACAACUUCUAGUAAUCUAUAAAGAAUGUGGAUUAGGCGAGGAAUUAUUUUUUGAUAAUAUUAAAUCACUGGAUAAACUCAAGAUUGAAUGA
Molecule: messenger RNA, 282 nt
Organism: Entrophospora candida
Lineage: Eukaryota; Fungi; Glomeromycota; Glomeromycetes; Entrophosporales; Entrophosporaceae
Source: the annotation of a GenBank genome assembly